GAAGCAGACGGUUCUUUGCCGCACUUCCUAGGCGUAGGAGCGAGCUUUAGCAACCGACGGAGUUUGCCGUCUGCGUGCCUUUGUGGCGGUGACAGAGAGAAUGUUUCCGAAGGCAGCUGCCCGGGGCCGUUGAGGCUGAGCUUCCCCGGAGAGUAUGGCUACACAGUCGACGACAUCGUGUUCUUUUGGCAAGGAAAUAAUUCAGCCGUGACGGGGAUGGAGGUGCUGGAGCUGCCCCAGUUCACCAUAAUUGAGCAAAGGCUUGUCACCAGAGAAGUGGUCUUUACCACAGGUUCCUACCUUCGCUUGUCUCUCAGCUUCCGAAUCAAACGGAACAUUGGUUACUUCAUCCUGCAGACAUAUAUGCCUUCUAUUCUCAUCACUAUUCUUUCCUGGGUCUCUUUCUGGAUCAAUUAUGAUGCCUCUGCAGCCCGGGUUGCCCUAGGGGUCACCACAGUCCUCACCAUGACGACCAUCAACACACACCUACGGGAAACUCUGCCCAAAAUCCCCUACGUCAAAGCCAUUGAUGUCUAUCUCAUGGGCUGCUUUGUCUUUGUAUUCCUGGCACUCCUGGAGUAUGCAUUUGUCAACUACAUUUUCUUUGGACGAGGCCCUCGGCAGCAGAAGAAACAGAGCGAGCGUCUCAGCAGGGCAAAUAACGAAAAGCACCGAUACGAGGAGAAGCGGGUGGACCCUUAUGGCAACAUUCUUCUCAGCACUCUGGAAAUGAACAAUGAAUUACUAGCUUCUGACAUGAUGACCACAGUAGGGGAAUCACGAAACUCCGUCAUGUCCUUUGAAGGAUCAGGAAUCCAGUUCCGCAAGCAGCUGGCUCCCCGAGAUGGUUUUGGACACCACCCACCUGUAGAACGCCACAUCCCGCUGGCCCAUCAUGCUGCAGCCCGUAAUCGUGCCAACUGCCGACUUCGCCGGCGAUCAUCUAAGCUGAAGCUCAAAAUUCCUGACCUGGCAGAUGUCAGCACCAUUGACAAAUGGUCAAGGAUCAUUUUCCCUAUCACUUUUGGAUUCUUCAACCUGGUUUACUGGUUGUACUAUGUAAAUUGAUGCCUGCAGACCAGAGAAAGAAUAAGGGAAGACACUCAAACUAUGACAACGACACAGGAGUGUGGCAAUCUUUGGGGUUUGGGUUAUUCUCUUAAUUAUGACCAAUGCUCAAUUAUUCACUCCAUCCCCACCUUUGGUUUACAUUUCUGCAAAGCGUUAUUCCUCUUUUCAGCACAUUAUGCACACACAGAGUAUGUGUGGUGGGCUAUGUGGGUUUGUUGAAGGGAGAGGGAAUGGUUUUCAGGGAUUUUCCUUCCUUCCCUCCCUUCCUCCCUCUCUCUCGUAUGCUUGAAGUACUUCACCACCAGGGGUGGGUAGGGGGGAGAUAAUUUUUUUUAAUUAAUUAUUGCAGCUAGUUUAGUCAUUAGG
Messenger RNA from Python bivittatus (Burmese python), 1437 nucleotides. The record is from RefSeq and is a predicted model, not a curated record. Lineage: Eukaryota; Metazoa; Chordata; Lepidosauria; Squamata; Pythonidae.